Messenger RNA from Parascedosporium putredinis, 432 nucleotides. The record is from the annotation of a GenBank genome assembly. Lineage: Eukaryota; Fungi; Ascomycota; Sordariomycetes; Microascales; Microascaceae.
AUGAAAGUAAUACCCUUGCUCCGGACUCAAAUAUUUAAGAGCACUCACCUGAUUGCAUUGGUCUGUCUUUCGAGCAGGACUAGGAUUCGCCUAAAGCUAAUUUAUUUGCGAAGCACCUCAGUCUCUCUCGUGGCUUCUGGUUUAAUGUUUUCCAUCAACGAUAUCCUCUCCUGUAGAGUGACAAACUCGGUCUCCGGCGAAGACGAGGCCGCGAGGUCGUCCCAGUUUGCCUCAACCGCCGUGAGCUAUCAAGCCUGCCAUGUCGCACCCGCAACAACCGCUAGGCCCAUCGCGCCAACCUACCAACUACUCGACCCAGGCGCCUUAUCCUCAGAGCAUGACAGCUUCUCCCUACGGUUACGCCCCGACGAACCAGCCAGGCGACAUGUACCGCACAACGUCGAGCCUCGAUCCAGCGCAUCACCUACCUAG